AUGGAGCAACAGCUUUUCGAAGUUGAGUCUCGCUUUAUUGCAUCUGAAGAAAAAGCUGACCUAAAAAUAGCUGAAAUCCAUCAAGUAAUGCAUAAUUAGAAAGCAACUAAAGCAAGGGACAUCAAAUCUUAUGUAGUUGACGAGAGUAGCGAGCUAUGUCCAUGCUGUAGCAUGCCAGCUGUAAUUUCUAUUCUUAUUAAAAUUAGUCUUUAUUAAUAAUUUUUUAAGUCACCAAAUUCAUUUAAUUUACUAUAAAUUAUUCUUUUACAGUAUAUAUAGGACGCUCCUUUAUUUUCUAUAUGUUGUUCUGCCGAAGAUCUAGGCGACCUAGGUGUCGGCAUAUCCUUGUAUUAUUUCUUCGUCCAAAGAAUUAUGUUAUGAUUUUUAUGAAGUUUCCUAUUUGCAGGUAUAUUCGCAAUAUAUACCAAUUCAGAAGCUGGAAAUGCAGGAGAUUGGGGCCGAGGAACCCACAGCUGAUAUAUAGCAUCUUCUCUUGGAGGCUACGGAAAAAGCGAAAAUCCAACAGUAGUCCAAGGCAUUCUCCACGCUGCUAACUGCGGAUUUUUGAUUAUUUUUUACUAUUGACUAAUUGUAGGCCUUUCAAAAUUGUCCAGAAAUGUCGACAAAGACAAUAUCACCCCAGCUGAUUUUACUAUUUGGGUCCAAAAUUUAAAUAAAAAUUUUAUUGACAGGGAUCUCAAAGCGUUUCUUGAAGAAAGAUGCAGAAAUUUUGGAAUUCCUGGGAAUAUUUAUAGUAUAAGCAUAGCUUAUGAUAUAGGAAGAUAUGUCAGCAAUACUAAACAGCAAGAUAAGCUGAAGGGAGAGCUUAUUUAUAUAAGAGAUUAUCAAAAGAAAAAUAAAGGCAAAUACCCAAAAAAAUUCUCGAUAUGCUGCUAUUCUAGUAAAAUUUAUUCAGAAAAAUACCCUGCUGAGGGGAGAAUCCAAGCCCAAAUUGAUGAGCUAGACAGAAGGAUUAAGAAUUAUGAAGAAAAAACUGAGGAAAGAUACCAUCAAACUCAGUUCGCAUUUGUUACUUUUACUAGGCAAGAAAAUUCAAAAGAAUUUUUGCAAUUUUGGCCUAAUGGUUUUUGGUCGAAUUUUUCAAAUUUUUUGUCAUCAAUUUGUAUGAACACUAAUAAUGUUCUUUUUAAUGGGAGGUUUCUUAAAAUUGAAAAAGCUCCGGAACCGUCUGAUAUUAUAUGGGAAAAUCUAAAUGCAACAGCUUGCCAAAAGCAUACAAAAAGAGCUGUGACUUUCAUUUUGACUACUUUUCUACUUGCAGGGAGCUUUUUAUUGGUGUUUUUAACUAAAAAAGCUCAAAGAGAUCAGUAUAGUUCAUAUGAAGAUAAAUCUGAGGAUAAGAGGACUUAUUCUGAAUUAUUUCAGGUAAGAUUUUUUUCAUUUGGGUUAUCUGUUUGCAUUGUGUUAAUAAAUAGGGCUAUCGCGAUUAUUGUGAGGAUUUUUACAGCUGAUGAAAAGCAUUAUACGUGGUCAACUUAUAAUAAGUCAGUUACCAAUAAACUUGUAUUGGCGCUUGUUUUAAAUACAGUUGGAAUCAUUAUUUGGAUUAACUCUGAAUCAAAAAAAGAUUUAUUUUUGCCUUAUGGGCUAGUUAAUGAUAUACUUUUCUUGCUUUUGACUGAUGCUAUUGUAUCUCCGCUUACUUAUAUUUUUUCACCUUUAUAUUUAUAUAAAGUUUAUUUAAGAAGGAAAAUUAGAAAUCAAGCCAAAAAAGGGAUAAUUGGCUUAACUCAAAUCGAAGCUAACAAAAUAUGAGAAAACCCUCAAGUCGAUAUGGCUCAGAGAUAUUCAAAUAUAUUGAAAACCUUACUUGUCUGCUUUAUCUUUGCACCAUUAUUCCCAUUAGGACUUGCAAUUGGUCUUGGCUCAGUUAUUAUUGAAUAUUGGACUGAUAAAAUUAUUUUAUUAAGAAGACAUUCAAGGCCUCGAACCUACGGUGAUGCCAUGUCUAAAAACAUGCUCAACUGAAUUCCAAUCCUAAUCCUUGCCUAUGCCGUAAUCCUUACUUAGACCUCUAACUGCAUCUUCCAAUACAUCAUGUACAAAGAAAAUUUAUAUUUUCCUCUAGGCGGACUCUGUGCUUGCCUUGUUAUUUUCCUAGCACCUUGCAAAUGCUUCCUAAAAAAAUUAAAUACUACAUACAUUCCUAUCCAAGAUGGGGAAAAUGAUAAUUAUGAAGACAGCGCAAUUAAUUUCAAUGAAGAUUAUUUAAGAAAUAAUCCUUUAACUGCAAAAGAAGGAUGAAGUGAGUGGCUUAACCUUGUAGAAAGAAAAAGAGGAAAAGAGGAAAAAGAAAAAUUAGCUGAGGUGUUGGCACCAAAGCUAAAUUCUACGAAUAUGCUGAGGAAUUAUGCAAGCCAGCAAGCUGAAAUAGAAGCAGGAGAAAGGCAUAUUGCGAGUAGACCGAAUAUUUUGAAUACACUUUGGAGUAGUGCUAAUUCAAGAGAAAAAUUGAAUAGCUUGUUAGUAGGCAGCAAAAAUAGAGAAAUUUCUAAUCAAGUCACAAAUUUUGUGGAGGGAGUUUCUGCGCAGAUUUCUAGCUUAUUUGUGGGUUCUGGAAGAGAUAAGUCAAAUUCUCAGCAGUCUCCUAGCAAUCAGCAGUCUCCUAGUAAUCAGCAGUCUCCUAAUUAUCAACAGACCCCUAAUCCUCAGCAGUCUACUAAUAAUCAGCAGCCUCCUAAUUAUCAGCAGCCUCCUAAUUAUCAACAGCCUCCUAAUUAUCAGCAGGCUCCUAAUUACCAGCAGGCUCCUAAUUAUCAGCAGCCUUCUAAUUAUCAGCUGCCAAGCUAUCAGCAGCCUAGCUAUUCACAGCCUAGCUAUCAGCAGCCUAGCUAUCAGCAGCCUAGCUAUCAGUAUCCUAAUUAUCAAUCUCCUAGUUACCAAGAGGCUAAUUAUCCCCAGUCUAUCUAUCAGCAACCUAAUUAUCAGCCACCUAACUACCAACACCCUAAUUAUCAGCUGCCUAACUAUCAGCAGCCUCCUAAUUAUCAGCAACCUCAAAAUCCUCAAUAAUUAUCUAACUGUUGCUCUAAAUUAAACCAAAUUAACUAUAAUAAAUAAAAUAUAUAUCAAAUUCUCAUUUUUUAG
This is a messenger RNA of Blepharisma stoltei, 3108 nucleotides long. The record is from the annotation of a GenBank genome assembly. Lineage: Eukaryota; Ciliophora; Heterotrichea; Heterotrichida; Blepharismidae.